Molecule: messenger RNA, 258 nt
Organism: Darwinula stevensoni
Lineage: Eukaryota; Metazoa; Arthropoda; Ostracoda; Podocopida; Darwinulidae
Source: the annotation of a GenBank genome assembly
AUGGGAAGAUUGGACAAAGACUCUGAAGGCCUUCUCGUGCUGACGAACGACAAAUCACUGAACGACCAACUUCUGAAUCCAUCCAAAAAACAUAAGAAGACCUACAUCGUUCAGGUUGAAAAUGAAAUAGACGAAAAGGCCAUCGCCAUACUCAGUAAAGGUGUAGAUAUCAAACUGGAAAAGGGUAUGUACCGCACCCUACCCUGCACUGUUAAAAAACUACCUAAACCACCAGUGCUACCGGAUAGAGAUCCUCCG